Molecule: messenger RNA, 2690 nt
Organism: Salvia hispanica
Lineage: Eukaryota; Viridiplantae; Streptophyta; Magnoliopsida; Lamiales; Lamiaceae
Product: phosphatidate phosphatase PAH1-like
Biological process (GO): lipid metabolic process
Molecular function (GO): phosphatidate phosphatase activity
Source: RefSeq, a predicted model, not a curated record
AUGGAUGUGGUUGGUAGAGUUAGCAGCAUCCUUACUCAAGGCAUGUACUCUGUAGCCACGCCAUUUCAUCCGUUUGGUGGGGCUGUCGACAUAAUUGUGGUUAAGCAACAAGAUGGGACGUUUAGGAGUACGCCUUGGUACGUACGAUUUGGGAAAUUUCAGGGUGUUCUCAAGGGCGCGGAGAAGAUAGUACAAGUUGAGGUUAAUGGUGCUGAAGCUGAUUUUCAUAUGUAUCUUGAUAACUCGGGCGAAGCAUACUUUGUUAGGGAAGUUGAUGAAGGUUUGAAGGACUUGGACAAUCUCGAAGGUGGUGGUGUAUGCAGUAACCAUUACAGUAGUUUUAAUGACGGUGUAGGUGAAUUUAGUGGCCAAGAUAAUGACAUGGAAGACGCACACCUAAAUGUUCGAGCGGAAAAGCUAAGGAGAGUUGACUCUGAUGCUGCUGCAUACGUGUUCUAUGAGUUUUCAGAUGAACACUCAUCUGUGGAGGGUUCACCUAAAAUUUCUGAAUAUAGUCCAAAUAGAUAUGACACUUUAGAUAGCGUGGAGCAUGCACUAGAAUCACAAGAGUCAAAUUCCGAGGUAGUUUUGGUGAGCGUGGAUGGCCAUAUAUUGACUGCGCCCAUAUCAUCAUCCGAGAAGACGGGUGAAAAUUUGCAACUAAGCACACCCCAAUUCCACCUUGGUCCUGGUGGUGGGACUGAGGAGUACAAUUCAGGUGAAGGUAAUUGGGCUUCUGAUAGCUUGUCUGAUAUCCAUAGAGUUGGAGACACAAGUGAGACAAACAGUUUGUCUUUCAAACACCAUCAAGCACCCUAUGAAGGAGAUGCGGAGCAUAUGCAAAGUAGUCCUGAUAACAACAACUCAAUUGAUAUGAAGAGGAAGGAUACCUUUAAAAGUUGCUUGGAGCUCUCACAAUUGGCCAUCGACUCCAAUCAAGAAAAUACAUGCUCGUCGAUUAAGAUUGAUGAGACUACUGGAUGUCCAAUCAACAGCUCUCCUCCAGAUUCGCAUGUGGAAGCAACAACUCAAGGAAAAUAUGGUUCUGGUAUGGAUCACGAUGAUCGGUUGUUUGUUCAAAUUCCUAGCAACAAUCAGGGAUCACAUGAGCAAGUGGAUGUGAAAAAAAAUCAGAGGGACAUGGAAGAAGAUCAUGCUCCUGAAGUUGAAUCUUGUAAAGGCAAACUUGUUAGAAUAAGUAGAGAAGCUCCGGUGGAAUUCCCUAGAUUAGAUGCCACUACAGCGUUGGAGAUAUCUCUAUGUGGAAACUUGCUUCAUGCUGGAAUGGGAUCGCGUGCUGCAGACAACGUCUUUGAUGCGAACCUCAUAUCACCCGAGGAAUUUAAAGCUUCUGGAGAAUUUAUCAUAAAGAAUCAAAACUUAAUUGUUAGAAUACAAGGGAAGUACUUGCCCUGGCGCAAAGCUGUACAUGUUGUUCUUGGUAUAGCAGCUUUUGAUUUGGAGUUACCGGUAAACCCGAAUGAUGUAAUACCUGUGGAGUUAGGGAUGACAGAUGGAGAAGAUGAUGAUAACGGAAUGCCUUUGACUCCAUCGCGCAGAUGGAGGCUUUGGCCAAUCCCAUUUAGAAAGGUUAAGACACUUGAGCAUACUAGUAGUAUGUCAUCUGAUGAAGCUUAUCUGGAUUCCGAGGCUGUCUCACCCAGCCAUUCUACAUCAUCAACAUCCGCAUGUCCAGGAUCCGAGUCUCCUCGCAAGCAAAUUAUAAGAACCAAUGUCCCUAACACUGAUCAAAUCGAAUCUUUAAAUCUUAAAGAGGGACAAAAUAUGGUGAAUUUUGUUUUCUCGACUAGAGUCCUCGGACCCCAAAAGGUUGAAGCUCAUAUAUACUUAUGGAAGUGGAAUACACGCAUUGUAAUUUCAGAUGUUGACGGGACAAUUACCAAGUCUGAUGUUCUUGGUCAGUUUAUGCCUUUAGUAGGAAAAGACUGGACACAUUCUGGGAUAGCUCAUCUUUUUUCUGCAAUAAAGGAGAAUGGAUAUCAGCUUCUAUUUCUAAGCGCACGGGCAAUUGUCCAAUCGUACUUGACAAAAAGUUUUCUAUUCAAUCUCAAACAGGAUGGCAAGAGCUUACCAACCGGACCUGUUGUUAUUUCCCCUGAUGGUUUAUUUCCUUCAUUAUAUCGGGAGGUGAUAAGAAGAGCUCCCCAUGAAUUCAAAAUCGCAUGUUUAGAGGAUAUAAAGGCAUUGUUUCCACCAGAUUACAAUCCAUUUUAUGCUGGAUUUGGAAACCGAGACACAGAUGAACUCAGUUACCGUAAGAUUGGGAUUGCAAAGGGAAAGAUCUUCAUCAUCAAUCCUAAGGGGGAGGUAGCCAUCAAUCAUUGCAUCGAUCUCAAAUCAUACACUUCAUUGCACACACUCGUGAACGAUAUGUUUCCCCCGACCUCAAUGGUGGAGCAGGAAGACUAUAACUCGUGGAAUUACUGGAAGAUGCCAUUGUUCGACCUUGACAAUAUGUAGGUCGUAUUUAUGUUCGUGUCGUUGGUUUGCGCCUCUCGAAAUUUUGUUCACGGUUUUUGGAUUAGUGAGGAGUUGUGGAUAGCAAAUAACUGUAGGAAACUCAUUAUGUACCAUAGAAAUGAAACUCCGACCUAGGGAAUUUGUAAGGCUCCAUUUGGAGUGGGGAAUUCGAAAUUCAUUUUAUAAAGUUUCAUUUUUGGUUUGUUCUA